UACGCCAGCGUCAACCUCCUGCGCGCGAAAGGAAGAGUAGAACAAAAUGGGUAAAUGCAAGUUUAACGUGAUUUGGCUCGAUGAUGUGAGGUAUAAAGAAUGGUUAGCUGGUGCCAGCAACGAGUUUGAGGCAACAUGCAAGAUGUGCCAAAAAACAUAUAAACUUGGGACAAUGGGAAUUAAGGCGGUGGAGUCUCACAUGAAAUCAGAAAAGCACAGAUGCUACGUCGAGAUUCGAAAAAGCACGGUUCCAAUGGAGUCAUACAUGUUUGCGCCUACUACUAGUACAUCAACUCCUGCUGGAUCACAGACUUGUAAUGUUGGACUGAAUCAUGAGGUCCAGCCAAGUGUUUCGUCGUGUUUUUCACCGGCCGGUACUCUGAGGGCUGAAGUGUUAUGGGUUCUGCAUACUGUAAUGUGAUUGCACAGCAGUUUGAGACAUUCCUCUUUAAUGAUGCCAGAGCAGAAAGCUUCAAGAACUUCAGUCCCACAGAAGCAAACUCCAGAGUUGACAACUUUUUACAUCAGCACAUGAGCACCUCAUCCCCUGAGCUCUGGAGUUUUAUGAAGAAGCUCCUGAUGCUCUCCCAUAGCCAAGCAACAGUAGAGCAUGGGUUCUCUGUCAACAAAGACGUAGAAACAUGUAACAUGGAUGAAGAAACAGUUGUUGCCCAAAGACUUGUCUGUGACUAUGUGAGAGUGUAUGGUGAAGUGACCCAGGUACCUCUGGCAAAAGAGUUGCUAAACUAUUGUGCAACUGCACGGACCAGAUACAGAAUGCACCUUGAUGAGGAAAAAAGGAAAAAGGCAAAGGAUGAGGAGAUCACCAAAAGAAAAGCUGCUGGAGAUGAACUUGAAGCUCUGUGGAAGAAAAGAAGAACCAUCCAAAGUGUAUGUGAAACCCUAGAGAAAGAUGCAGACAGCUUUGCCGAAAAAGCUGACAGUAUGGCAGGGACGAAGAUGGCAGAACUGAUUACAAAGUCUAACACACUAAGAAGGCGCUACAAGGAAAAGAGAGAGGAGCUAGAUGAAUUGGAUAAGGAAAUUCAGAGAAGGGCUUCUGAGCUACGAACAAUAUAAUGCUGAGAUGUAUCAGUUUUCAAACAAUAUAAUGCUCAGUUGAAUCAGUUUUCAAACAAUAUAUUGCUGAGUUGAAUCAGUUUUCGAAUAAUAUAUUGUUGAGUUGAAUCAGUUUUUGAACAAUAUAAUGCUGAGAUGUAUCAGUUUUUAUGUUGCUUUGUUGAAUAAAAAUGUUACAUAUGUUAAAACUGUGUUAAUGGCUGUUUGUUCUGCUGUGCAAAAACUGUAUUAAUUUUUCUUGGUUUGGGUCUUAAAAAGUCUUAAAUAUGAUUUUACAAAGUGUGCAGCAACCCUGGGACAAAGUAGUUGUUCCAUAGUACUUUGGCAACUGUU
Messenger RNA from Pangasianodon hypophthalmus (striped catfish), 1413 nucleotides. RefSeq lists its product as uncharacterized. The transcript has 2 exons. Bases 397 to 1080 code for a protein of 227 amino acids. Lineage: Eukaryota; Metazoa; Chordata; Actinopteri; Siluriformes; Pangasiidae. The record is from RefSeq and is a predicted model, not a curated record. Gene Ontology annotation, molecular function: nucleotide binding.